AUGAAUAAACAGUCGAGUCGACAGCAACAAGCUCAAGCACAACCUCCCCCUCCUCCUCCUCCUCCCGCUCCUCAGCCGCCACCACCUGCACAAACAUCAGAGCCGCCCAACAAUGACGGUCAAUUCGGUGACGCAUCAUCUUAUCUUCAAUUUCAACAAUCCACAUACUUUCCUAACAAUCCGUCGAUGAGCCAUCAGCAAGAUCAACCAUUCGCAACCGAUGAGCAAACGAAAAGUUAUUUCUCUUUUUUCGAUCGUUUCGGCGAACACGAUCUAGUGCGUGCUCGUCUUAAUAAUGAUUUGAAACGCGAAUACAAUGACUAUUUACAUUCAUUACAAGAUAUGGCACGAAAUAAAACGGCACAAAUGAGUGUAAUGGCUACACCGCGUGGAACUACCACGCGCCGUGUACAGUUUCAGCAAGGACAUUCCAUGAGUGGAUCAAAAGACCAACGAGCAAUGCACAAUGCUCAUAGUAUGAACGACAUAUCAUCAUCACAAACAAUACAAAAUUCUCAAAGUAUGAGUGAUCUGUCAUCAGGUUCGUCCAUACAUAAUGUGCAUAGUAUGCACGAUCUAUCAACAACAGCAACAUCUGAGUUAGCAGCUAAUCGAGCGCGUGCACGCUUACUACAACAGCACAGUGAACAAUAUAUUCGUGAUCGUGAAGCAUAUAUUCUAGAAUUAUAUGAACAGAUUUAUGAAUUAGAAGCACGUAUUCGACAAUUAGAAGGAGAAGCUCGAAAACUGACUGUUCAUAAUUCAACGAAGGAAACACGUGAACGAUACACUCAAGAUUUGAAUGCAUUAAAUGCAUUACUUGCUGAACGAUUAAAUCAACGAGUUGCUGUUGAUUACGAAUUGGCUCAAAUUCUCAAUCGACCACCAGUUCCCUAUGUUUCCGGCGGGCGCGUUGUUGUCACUGGUACAUCUAACAUGAAUAUGCCAAUUCCACAAAUGACUCCACGACCAGUAGAUAGUUUACAACUUGGUCAACAGACAUCCCGAAGUACUGAACAGAUUAGUAGUCAAUCAAGACGAGUACAAGAAUCACAACAAUUUCAAUCCCCUCGAACACCACGAGAUCCGAAUCGUCCACAAUCGCCGAGUUAUGCUCGUGGGUCAAUCUUCAAUGGUAUAUAUGGUACAUUCAAAACUGAAGAACAAAUACGAAAGCAGGAAAGAUAUCGACUUGAUUUGCUCCAGCAAAUCGAAGAGAAACGUCUUCGGGAUGCUGCCGAAGCAGCUCGACGUAAAGCCGAAGAAGAACGCGAACGUCUCAGACAGUUGCAAUACGAACAACAACUGGCGAGGCAAUUAGCAGAGGAAGCAUUACGAAAGCAGCAAGCCGAAGAGGAAGAACGUCGACGGCUGCUAGCAUUAGAAGAAGAGGCCGAACGAAAACGAAGAGAGGAAGAAUUGGAACGACAGCGCCAAGAAGAUGAAGCUGACCGACUACGACGACAAGAAGAAUUAGCAAGGCAACGAAAAGAAGAUGAAGCAGAACGUUUGAAGCGACUUGCCGAAAUCGAACGAUUACGAAAAGAAGAGGAGGCCGAACGGCUACGAAGACGCACGGAAAUCGAGCGCACACGAAAACAGGAAGAUUUUGAACGACUCCGACGAAAAGAAGAAGAGGAAGAGCGACGAAGACGGGAAUUCGAAGAAGAGCUAAAGCGAAGAGACAUCGAAGAACAACGACGACUAAGGGAAGAGGAGGAAGAGCGACGAAAACGGGAAGAAGAAGAAGAACGAAGAAGAAAAUUGAUCGAAGAAGAAGAAGAAGAACGACGAAGAAUUCGAAGACUUGAAGAGGAAGAAGAAGAACGACGAAGACGAAAUGCUAGAGUUGUUCGACCCGCAUCUCCAUCCGUGUCCCGCGAAAUUUCCGACUCCGAUGUUCUACGACGUCUGAUGCAAUUGAAGCGACAGUUAAGAGACAAAGAGAAUCGCUUGAGAGAUACCAUUCAACAAGAAACGACAACAACUCGUACACAUAUAGUUGAUUAUUCUUCACCACCGUAUAUACCACCACCACAACCAUUUUAUGUACAACGACGAGAAAGUUCAGAUGAUCUACUCGAUGUUGCUCGUAUUCAUUAUCGAGAUGCGCCAUUGACACAUGACAUUUUACUGAACAUUUUGAAAACAGCCGAAGGCGACGAAGCAAAUCCUAGUUAUGUUCGUGACGAUUCCGUGAUGAUGCAAGGAGUGGCUGGAGGAAAGCGAAUCACAAGUGCAGAAUUUCUUUCCGUUCCCAAACCGCCUGGCAUAUCCGACGAAUUGUUUAAUUCUUCAAGUAUAGAAAGUUUAGCUGGGCGAAGACGCUAUGGAAACAGUCUUCCUGCUUUCUAUGAUAACAUCGACUCGCUCGAGAUGGCUGACAAAGAACUGAAUAGAAUUGCAAAGAAGAGUGAUCAUCGCGUAAGUAAAUUGCGUCAUAUUGAAUUGGACGAUGGACAAGGAUUGGAUACGGAAGAUAUUCUUGAACGUUUCGAAGAAAAAAGUCGAUUACAAGGUCUCGGUCGUCAAUCAACUGUACAUGAUGAUGCAUGGCUUAAAUAG
Adineta ricciae is the source of this 2565-nucleotide messenger RNA. The record is from the annotation of a GenBank genome assembly. Lineage: Eukaryota; Metazoa; Rotifera; Eurotatoria; Adinetida; Adinetidae.